UUAUCCAUAAAGACAAUGUUGUUAAUUUUUCUUACAAAAAAUCAAUGAGCUCUGACGAGAAUUUGAUCAAGUCACAGAUUAAUGACCGGAUUUAAACCAGGUCCUGGCUAGUUCCGGUGUUAACCGUGACUCCUGUCAACUCAUGAGCCGGGCUAGUUUAAUAAAAGUGGGCUCUACCCUCUUCUUUAGUGCAAUAUCAUUGAAAGGACACGCUCUCUUUCACUCUCAGCAACCAGUCUUCUGACUCUUUAUUUUUUCCCCUUUCCUUCUAGGAGAAGAAAGUUUGUUGUGCUGUGAAAAUGGCAAUGACCAAGAAGACAUUGAUGGUUCUGAUUCUGGUUCUGGUCUUAGUGAGCCUUAAUGAUGGAGCCCAGGUGCACCAUGUAGUCGGAGGGGAUCGUGGAUGGCACCCUUAUACUGAUAUUGGUUCUUGGUCCUCUGCUAGAACUUUCAGAGUUGGAGAUAAAAUUUGGUUCACCCGCUCUGCAGCACAGGGUAGCAUAGCUGAGGUAGAGACAAAGGAAGAAUACCUAACGUGUGAUGUGAGCAAUCCAAUCAGAAUGUACACUGAUGACAGUGAUGGCAUCACUCUUGAUGGAGAAGGGGCCCGUUACUUCACAAGCAGCAGUUCUGACAAGUGCAAGAAUGGCCUGAAAUUACAUGUAGAGGUGGUGGUUCCUGAAGCCAGAACCGAUACCACCACCGCACAAGUCGCAUCAGAAGGCUCUGAUAAGGCUAUUGCUGCCCCACCAGAAAGUUCAGCGCCAUCCCAUUUCGGUGCAAGCUUUGCUUUAUUGAUGGCUGGAUUUUGGUUGUCCUAUAUGGGCAUUUAGAUUGGAUUAUCCUAGCUUUUGUAUGCUUCUUGUUUUUGGAUUUUAUGGUAGUGAUUUUUAUGGCAGCAAAAACUUGGAAAAUUGCAAAAUUAUGUUAAUUUAGACAUGUAUUCUUUGGUUUUUCCAAGGAUUAUAUC
Molecule: messenger RNA, 970 nt
Organism: Populus euphratica (Euphrates poplar)
Lineage: Eukaryota; Viridiplantae; Streptophyta; Magnoliopsida; Malpighiales; Salicaceae
Product: umecyanin-like
Exons: 2
Coding region: 300-833 (177 amino acids)
Cellular component (GO): plasma membrane
Molecular function (GO): electron transfer activity
Source: RefSeq, a predicted model, not a curated record